UGAGAGCUGACAGCCAAACAACUCGGGAACUGGUGACUCUAUAGAGGAGGUGACCACGAACAGUCAUGGGAUGUGGCGUCACAAAGUCUGACCAGUUCCACAAACAGUCCAGAAAAGCCGUCACAACCAUAAAAGCCGCUGUCCUGAUUCAGCGAUGGUACCGUCAGUACGUAGCCCGCACAGAGAUGAGACGGAGGUACACCUGGCACAUCUUCCAGUCCAUCGAAUACUCUGGAGAACAGGCUCAGAUAAAGCUUUAUAAUUUCCUCGGCUACCUCAUGGACAAUUUCACACCAUCAAGCAACGAACGGAAUCUGAUCUCGCACAUCUUCCGAGAGAACGAGGUUUGUCGGGACGCAGAGUGGGAGAGGUACUUCUGCUACAAGAACAUUGAGGUGCCGGAGAUUUACUCAGGACCCCACCUCACCUUCCCUCUGACGGUGGAGCAGGCAGUCGGGCUGGUGGAGGCCUUCAGGAACAAGAAACAGCUGCACUCUCGCUACGUCCUCCAGCUCCUGCUUGAGACGUGGAAACAGCUCCGGAUGUUGCCAAAUAUCAACCGCAUUUCCACCUGCCAAAGCAAAGAAAUCACGGUUUGCGGUGAUUUGCACGGGCAACUGGAAGACCUGCUGCUGAUUUUCUACAAGAAUGGAAUGCCGUCCUUGGAGAAGCCCUAUGUGUUUAACGGAGACUUUGUAGACCGGGGCAAAGACUCCAUUGAGAUCCUCAUCAUCCUGUUUUCGUUCCUGCUCGUCUAUCCGAGUGACAUCUACCUCAACAGAGGAAACCACGAGGACCAUAUAGUCAACCUGAGGUAUGGCUUCACAAAAGAGGUGCUGACUAAAUACAAGAUGCACGGCAAACGGAUCCUGAAGCUGCUGCAGAAGAUUUUCAGCUGGUUGCCAUUAGCAACGGUGAUCGACCAGAAGGUGCUGGUGCUCCACGGAGGGAUCUCCGACGCCACAGACCUCAGCGUCCUCGCCAGAGUGGACAGACACAAUUACGUUUCAGCGCUGAGGCCUCCAAAGAAGAGACACCGGAGCUCAGCGGGGACGUCCAUUGACUCGGACUUGGAUGAGGAUGUCUGGUCCACCAACAGGAUCUUCCAGCGUCGGACCUCCCUCACGUAUCCCAAACCCCUCGGAGCUCGCGACAGCUUCCAGAACCGCUCGCUGCAGGACUUCUCCGACCGGAUCAAAGUGAACGUGGUGGACGAGCUGGAGAUCCACAAGAGGAAACAGUCCGUUUUCAACUUGGGGAUCAACAGAUCAGAAAAAGACAUGUCUCCGUCUGUGUCCUCUGACUCUGUCAACAGCGACACUGCCAAGGACGAGUGGAAACAGAUCCUGGACCUGCUGUGGAGCGACCCGAUGACCCAGGACGGCUGCACACCCAACGAGGUGCGGGGCGGAGGCUGCUACUGGGGCCCCGAUGUCACAGAGGACUUCCUGAACCGACACAACCUGCAGCUCAUCAUCCGUUCCCACGAAUGUAAACAGGACGGUUAUGAGUUCUGCCACAAUCGUAAGGUCCUCACCCUGUUCUCUGCCUCCAACUACUAUGAUGUGGGAAGCAACAGGGGGGCCUACGUGAAGCUGGGUCCAGACCUUGUGCCUUAUGUGGUUCAGUACCAGGCCAGCAGCAUGACCAGAGAGCUAACUGUGAGACAAAGUGUUGGGCGAACCGAGCGCUCAGCCCUCAAAGUCCUGCGGGAGCAGCUGUUUGCGCACAAAUCCGACCUCAUCUGUGCCUUCAAAAAGCUCGACAGCGAGAACACAGGCCUCGUUUCUCUGAGCGACUGGGCCUCUGCGGUGGAGAGUGUCAUGCACCUCGGCUUGCCCUGGAGGAUGCUGCGCUAUCAGCUCGUCACCUCCAAGCUGGUCACCUCCAAUCACGGCAUGAUCGACUUCCACGAAUGGUUCAACGAGCUCGCCAUUGCAGGACCCAACACGGACCACAUCGACCAGAGUCUGCUUGAGACUUUGUAUCGCCACCGCUCCACCUUGGAGACCAUCUUCAGAAUUGUAGACACAGACAACUCAGGCUUCAUCACCAUCGAGGACUUCCGGCAGACCUGGAAGCUGCUGAGCGUCUACCUAAAGAUGGAGAUCACGGACGAGGCCAUCUUCGACCUGGCCGUCACCAUCGACAGCAACCAGGACGGCAGCAUCGACAUCGACGAGUUCAUGGAGGCCUUCCGCCUCACGGACAAGAAGAGCCGGCUGGAGCGAGGACGCAGCAUGUUCAUGGGCACCGCCAACGACCUCACAAAGCUGGAGGGGGACCCCAACAUUUGA
Messenger RNA from Chelmon rostratus (copperband butterflyfish), 2297 nucleotides. RefSeq names its product serine/threonine-protein phosphatase with EF-hands 2. The record is from RefSeq and is a predicted model, not a curated record. The transcript is spliced from 18 exons. Gene Ontology annotation, molecular function: protein serine/threonine phosphatase activity; Hsp90 protein binding; calcium ion binding. Bases 66 to 2297 code for a protein of 743 amino acids. Gene Ontology annotation, biological process: negative regulation of MAPK cascade; detection of stimulus involved in sensory perception. Lineage: Eukaryota; Metazoa; Chordata; Actinopteri; Chaetodontiformes; Chaetodontidae. Gene Ontology annotation, cellular component: nucleus; cytosol.